AAUGAUUGGAUCAUGGUUCCCGCCGCAUUAUGCUCUCUUCUCUUUACUCCAUUCUUCUACAUGUAUAUCAAGCUAGGAUACUUCGGCUGGCGCCAUGAAGACGUACCGAAAGACUACGAGCCAUCCCAGGGCCUUUAUUGGUUCUACAUCGCGCAACUGUUCUACAACCCUAUCCUUGCCUUAGUCAAGUGCUCGAUACUUGUGUUUAUCCUACACAUUGGUCGCACUCGCAAAGGCUUACCUUGGAUGGUGUACACAGGCUUAGCAAUCACGGUUCUCCAUGCCAUUAGCGUUUUCUUUGCAGUACUAUUCUCUUGCGUCCCGAUCGCCGCGAUUUGGACCCGAGCCUGAAGCCCCACGCGCAAUGCAUUGACAAUUCUUUCCAUGUCAUCAUCUCCAGCAUCACCGUACUGACGGAUAUCCUGGUACUCGUGCUCCCGUUCUACGUUUUCUUGGGUUUACAAAUGCGUCGCCGUACGCAAAUUGCCGUGUUGUGUUGUUUCGCUUUCGGCGCC
Messenger RNA from Paraphaeosphaeria sporulosa, 515 nucleotides. RefSeq lists its product as uncharacterized. The coding region runs from base 13 to 351 and encodes 112 amino acids. The transcript has 2 exons. NCBI's taxonomy places the organism in Eukaryota, Fungi, Ascomycota, Dothideomycetes, Pleosporales, Didymosphaeriaceae. The record is from RefSeq and is a predicted model, not a curated record.